Phyllostomus discolor (pale spear-nosed bat) is the source of this 1209-nucleotide messenger RNA. RefSeq names its product GSG1 like 2 (gene GSG1L2). The transcript has 5 exons. Gene Ontology annotation, cellular component: plasma membrane. The coding region runs from base 1 to 873 and encodes 290 amino acids. The record is from RefSeq and is a predicted model, not a curated record. Lineage: Eukaryota; Metazoa; Chordata; Mammalia; Chiroptera; Phyllostomidae.
AUGGACAGGGCCCAGCGGCAGCAGGCACUGGCCCUCCUCCCCAUCUGCCUCGCCCUCGCCUUCUCCCUCACAGCCCUGGGCAGCAGCCACUGGUAUGAGGGGACCCGGAGGGUGGCCAAGACACUGUGCCAGGACCACACGGGAGGGCCGCACUGCAUUCAUUUCAGUGGCGACAGCAGAAUGGACAACGAGAGCCAGGCCGUCCAGUACAUUUGGGAGAUGGGGGACGACAAGUUCAUCCGACGCAGGUUCCAUGUGGGGCUCUGGCAGUCUUGCGAGGAGAGCCCUGGCAGCAGCGCAGGUGAAAGGUGCAGGAGUUUCCAGAGUAUAAUACCCACGGAAGAACAAGGUGUGUUGUGGCUGUCCAUUGGGGCCAAGGUCCUGAAUACCCUCCUGAUGUUGACGAGCGCCAUCCUUCUGGGCUCCAGAGUGAGUUACAGCAGCUGUGGGUCCCACUGGUUCCAGGUGGAUGCCGCUGUAGCUGUCCUCAUGGUGCUUGCAGGGCUGCUGGGCAUGGUGGCCUACGUAAUGUACACAACCAUUUUUCAAAUCACCGUGAGCCUUGGGCCAGAAGACUGGAGGCCUCAGACGUGGAACUAUGGCUGGUCAUACUGCCUCGCCUGGGGCUCUUUCGCCCUCUGCAUGGCCGUGUCAGUCAUGGCCAUGAGCAGAUACUCAGCAGCCCACCUGGAAUGUACAGAGGAGCAGAGGGUACAGAAAGGCAGUCGGCACUCUGAACACAAUGUCCCGGAACCUGAGGCUCUGGAAGUGGUUUGGGAAACAGAAGCUGCUCGAAGCCUUGUGGGGCAAGCGCUCGUGACUUUCUCUGAGCACCUGCCACCAGGUGCUCCAGUUAGGGUGUCCAUGUGCUAGCCAGUGCUGGUGACUGCCAGAUCUGCACAAGCAGACAAGCCAGGCUCUAAUGCCCUGGGGUGGGCUUCAGAAGGCUGAAUCCAGGUAAAGCUCCGACUCACUAUCUCAUCCUUCACUAAACCCCUUGGCUUCAGCCUCUCAGUCCAGUAUCUUUAAGUGAGAGAAUGCCUAUAUACCAUGUCAGUCAUUGACCCUCCAGUUUAAGUGAACAUCUCAAGCUUUCCUGAUAGUGAGUUUAGUGAGUGUAACAAAGAGAGGAAGCAUGUGCACACUAAGAGGAAGAGAAGCCACCCUGACCAUUGUGGCUCAGUUGGUUGGAUGUACUCCCACUAGGUG